Molecule: messenger RNA, 2499 nt
Organism: Psammomys obesus (fat sand rat)
Lineage: Eukaryota; Metazoa; Chordata; Mammalia; Rodentia; Muridae
Gene: Dok6
Product: docking protein 6
Exons: 8
Coding region: 1-1143 (380 amino acids)
Biological process (GO): cell surface receptor protein tyrosine kinase signaling pathway; positive regulation of MAPK cascade
Cellular component (GO): cytoplasm
Source: RefSeq, a predicted model, not a curated record
AUGCAGUUUCUAGAGAUGUCACAGAUUUCCCUUUGCUGGGCAUCUUCCAGGUUCACCAUACAGACUCUCCACCGGGAGGACCGCCCACUUCCCCACCCCACUGUCCAGACUCUCCAUCAGGAGGACCGCCCACUUCCCCACCCCACUGUCCAGACUCUCCAUCAGGAGGACCGCCCACUGCCCCACCCCAGCCUGCUCUUCUUUUUCUGUUUGAUUUUCAGACGAUGCUGGUUGGUUUUUAAGAAGGCUUCUAGCAAGGGACCCAGAAGGCUAGAAAAAUUUCCAGAUGAAAAGGCAGCUUAUUUCAGGAACUUUCACAAGGUAACUGAACUGCACAACAUCAAAAAUAUAACCAGGCUGCCUCGAGAGACAAAGAAGCAUGCAGUGGCAAUUAUCUUUCAUGACGAAACGUCAAAGACAUUUGCUUGUGAGUCAGAGCUGGAAGCUGAGGAGUGGUGCAAACACCUUUGCAUGGAAUGCCUGGGAACGAGGCUGAAUGAUAUCAGCCUAGGGGAGCCUGACCUUCUGGCAGCUGGGGUGCAACGGGAACAGAACGAACGAUUCAAUGUUUAUCUAAUGCCUACACCCAACCUGGAUAUUUACGGUGAAUGCACAAUGCAGAUCACGCAUGAGAAUAUCUAUCUCUGGGAUAUCCACAAUGCCAAGGUCAAGCUGGUGAUGUGGCCGCUUAGCUCACUGAGGAGAUACGGUCGGGAUUCAACGUGGUUCACCUUUGAGUCAGGAAGAAUGUGUGACACAGGAGAAGGCCUAUUCACCUUUCAAACAAGAGAAGGAGAAAUGAUCUAUCAGAAGGUCCACUCUGCAACGCUGGCCAUAGCUGAGCAACAUGAAAGAUUAAUGCUAGAAAUGGAGCAGAAGGCCCGGCUUCAGACAAGCUUGACUGAACCAAUGACAUUAUCGAAAUCCAUCUCUCUUCCUCGUAGUGCAUACUGGCAUCACAUUACGCGUCAGAACAGCGUUGGAGAAAUCUACAGCUUGCAAGGUCAUGGGUUUGGUCCAUCAAAGAUGUCCAGGGCACAGACAUUUCCCAGCUAUGCUGCAGAGCAGAGUGAAGAGGCUCAGCAGCCGUUGUCACGGUCCAGCAGCUAUGGAUUCAGCUAUAGCUCCAGCCUCAUUCAGUGACACACAGAGGCCACCAACAACCAGCAAGACAGUCUGCCCUGGACCUGCCAUGGGGUCAUUUUGCCCUGUGCCUCCUGGAAGACCAAUUGCAGUACAAAUUAACAUUGGUAGGGCCUAGCCCCAACUAGAAGGUUAAAAACUGGAGUUCUGCUUCCUUGAUUCAGUGGUUAAGUCCUUUAUUUAUUGAAUUUCUAUGGGGGAAAUCUAUGUUUUACAAAAAAAAAAAAAAAAAUAAGAGUCCAAUAAUGUGAACACUCAUUUAAAAAAGAAAAUACUUUGUGUCUGACAGUAGCAGAAGCUUUGGCACUGGGAAGUCUUUCCACUCUAGUUUGAGCCUGGGAGGGGACCACUGAUAUCUGUCCUUAAGGCUGGGUGCUCAUGUCUGGACACAUGAUAAUGAGUCACCACUGCGAGCCCUAUAGCCUUUUCAGUUUUCAAAGAAACAAGUCAAGUAAGCUCUACAGACAGUGUCUUAACUCUCCAUGUAAGGAAGUCAGUGACAAUUAAGGGAAUGUGAAAUUAGAAUACUCCAUUCAGAAGAGGCCUGUGUGUGUGUGUCUGUGUGUGUGUGUGUGUGUGUGUGUGUGUGUGUAAAAGUAUAGCCGUGGAUAUUGUCAUAUCAGUCUAUAGAUAAGAAUAUCAGGAGUGCUGAGGGUGACAUGAUAUGCUCACUUAAAUUAUUGAAAACUAAUUUGUUGCGUUAAAAUUAAGAUUGUUAUGUCAAAUAGCUUUUUUUUAAAAAUAGUGCUGUAGAAAAUGAAAAAGGCUCCUCACUGGCAACAGUAUUUCUGUAGUUAUGAGGAGUACAGAAUGAAACAAAAGAGGAAAGGUGUUUUGGGAGUAAGAUAACGGCCUAGCUGCGCUGCCUGUUGUUGUCAUGUUGUGUGUCUGGUUAGUGUCGUGUGGCCAUAGUUUCUUCCCUUGGGCAUUCAUCAGAGCUGCUUGAGGAAUUGGAGUAAUCUCCAGCUCCAAAGGGAGACUACAGAAGUUUGAGAAAGACACAAAACUAAGCUUAAAAUGAACUCAACAUUCUUGCAGUCAAAUGAGGAACAAAUGAUACACAAAAGGGUCAUGGGGGCUUGGAGAGCGCUGUGUAAUCAGAGCUUGCUUGGAUUUAAUUUUUCUUGUACUUGAUUGGCUGGGAUGACAUGAGAAAAUGUUUCAUUUGUAAAUUUUUUCAGCUCUAGAGUAUUACAGAUUACCAAGUUUGAAGGGAAACAGGAAAUUCCAAUCUAUGGGGAAAAGUCUGGCUAAUUCAGGUCAACAUAGAUAUUUUUGCCCACAAUUUAGGGACUGAAAUGUAAAUUAAUCUGCCUAAAUCAUCUGAUUUCAUGUCCCUAAACCAGAUAUCCACCA